Messenger RNA from Zeugodacus cucurbitae (melon fly), 1790 nucleotides. RefSeq lists its product as uncharacterized. Gene Ontology annotation, molecular function: DNA binding. The record is from RefSeq and is a predicted model, not a curated record. The transcript has 3 exons. The coding region runs from base 765 to 1790 and encodes 341 amino acids. NCBI's taxonomy places the organism in Eukaryota, Metazoa, Arthropoda, Insecta, Diptera, Tephritidae.
UCAAAGCGAAAUUUUAAGUGAAUAAUCUCAUGCGAUUUAAUAUUUGAGCGAGAAUGUCUCAGUACAAUAAUAAAAGUAAAGGCAAUGCUAGAGGUAGCGGACAUCAACAAAACUAGCGGAAUCAUGGUCCCCCUCAAAAUCAGUUCCAAUAUCAACAACAAUAUCCGAGAGACAAGGGGUGCAUUGUUGGGGGUGGGCAGGUUACAGCGAGGAAAGCUGUGACAGCCGAAUUAAGGGAGGUUGUCUUCGAAGCGAAAAACCUCGAAGUCGCAAUUAUGAAGGAGCCCAUGGAGAUGACGUACUCCUCAUGGGCAUCAUUGCAGAAAAUGUCCAUCUUCGUGGGAAAGUUGAUGCAUUGAAGGGAGAUUGUGGAGAAUCUUUCGUCCCUCGGAGCGUAGCAGGGGCGCCAGCCCCUCCGGCACCUGUGAUGGAGACAAUUUAGGGAUGGAAAAGUCGACUCUGACUUUAGUCGAAAAUCGAUCUUUUAUUAGAAAUAAUAGACUUUUUAGGAUCGAUUCAUGCUUGUCUUGAAUCGAUUAAAAUCGACUUUUACUCGAUGACUUUGACAGUUGAUGAAUUAAGAUAAUCACUAUAAGAUUACUUUUAAAAUCACAAUACAAAGUACCAAUCGAAGCGUUUCUUUAUAAAUAGCCUCUUUCUGAUUUUCUGAUUGGUCUAUAACAAUAUAAUGUUUAUAUUGCCGCCGGUAAUUGAUGUAAUUAACUUUUUAAUAUACGGUACAUAGUAUUGAACAAUUCUUUAUCAUGGCUCCCAGUUUGAUAUGGGCCUAUUGCACAAAAGUUAACAAUGGCAGUAAAGUUAAGUGUGAUUUAUGUCAUAAACAGUUUUUGAUUAAUAAAAGCACAUCAAUGAUGAAGCACUUACAAUGUGCUCACAAGAUUGCUCCUCCGUCAAGUAAUGAAAGAUUGAAUGACAGUCACAAUGAUUUCGAAGUUCAGCCUAAAAAAGUUUUAGUCGCUGUCGAAUCAUCUGUUCCAUCGGUUGCUUUGGUACCUCAAACAAAAUCAUCUGUUCAAGAAAAUUCCACAGUACAAUCUCAGGUCCAAGGUCCUAUGGAUCGUUGUAUAAACAAUGCUAAUUCUUUUUCAGAAACUGAGAUGAAGACUGUUGAGCUGGGCGCUUAUCUCAUGGAAGAGAGGAAAACAAUAGAAAAUUUGAGCUUGAAAUUAAGAAAUAUAUGCAAUGACUGGGGUCUUGAUGAUAGUAAAAUAGCAGCAUUCGUUUCAGACGGGGGCGCAAACAUCAAAGGAGCUAUUAAAAGUGAGUUCGGCGAUGGGAAACACAUUUCAUGUUUUGGACAUGUAAUAAAUAAUAUUGGUCAGAGCCUUAUCGAAGUUAAUAUUACUCCACCUGCAUCUGAAUCUCGAAAUCAAGUUUCCGACUUACCCGCUGACGAAAAUGAUGCUAUUGACAAUCUUGAAGACUUAAUUACAGAUCAUACUGAGCAAUCCUCAUUGCGUGAGCUAUUGUCAAAAGUUAAACAAAUUGUCACAUUCUUUCGACAAAGUGAAAGAGCGACUACAGAGCUGCUGAAAUUACAGAAGGACAAGCCUGAAAAUUCUCGUCUGAAAUUAAUUCAGGAAGUGCGAACGAGAUGGAACUCCUGUUUUGAAAUGGUUGACCGUUUCAUUGUGCUUGCUGAUCAUGUUAGUAAAGUGCUUUUACAAGUGAAGAUGGACAAAUCUUUGAAAGCUAAGCCACCUAACAUGAUCACAGGUGAGGAAAUCGAUACGUUAGUAGAAGUUCGUGACAUCUUAAAACCUCUCUAG